Molecule: messenger RNA, 1839 nt
Organism: Mangifera indica (mango)
Lineage: Eukaryota; Viridiplantae; Streptophyta; Magnoliopsida; Sapindales; Anacardiaceae
Product: fatty acyl-CoA reductase 3-like
Exons: 11
Coding region: 1-1635 (544 amino acids)
Biological process (GO): long-chain fatty-acyl-CoA metabolic process; suberin biosynthetic process
Cellular component (GO): intracellular membrane-bounded organelle
Molecular function (GO): alcohol-forming very long-chain fatty acyl-CoA reductase (NADP+) activity
Source: RefSeq, a predicted model, not a curated record
AUGGCUAGUCGUACACUCAACCUCUUAAAUGCUUUCUCUUCCUAUGCUCUAUAUCAACUCAAACCCGAGAUAUGCCUUAACCCAUUGUGCCAGUUUGUUUUGCUUUACUACUGCUACUACUCAUUUUUUUCUGUCUCAUUGUUCAAUAAUAUUUCAAUGGAGUUGGGAAGUAUUCUCCAGUUUCUUGAAAAUAAAAGCAUUAUAGUCACUGGUGCAACUGGGUUUUUAGCCAAGAUUUUUCUGGAAAAAGUUUUGAGGGUUCAACAUAAUGUGAAGAAGUUAUAUCUUCUCUUGAGAGCUGCAGAUGCUAAGGCAGCCACCCAUCGUUUCCAUAAUGAGGUGCUGGCCAAGGACUUGUUUAAGGUUCUAAAGGAAAAAUGCGGAACAAAUCUAAAUUCAAUUAUUUCAGAGAAGAUCACUCUAGUCGGUGGAGACAUUUCUAUGGAGGACUUAGGAUUAAAGGACUCUAAUUUAAGGGAAGAGAUGCUGAAUGAAUUAGACGUCGUCAUAAAUUUAGCUGCGACAACUAACUUUGAUGAAAGAUAUGAUGUUGCACUUGGUAUCAACACAUUGGGAGCUAAGAACGUCUUGAACUUUGCAAAGAAAUGUCAUAAGCUAAAGGUUUUUGUUCAUGUAUCCACUGCUUAUGUAAGCGGGGAAACUCCAGGACUGAUAACAGAGAAGUUUUAUAGCAUGGGCGAGACACUUAACGGUGCAUUGGGAUUAGACAUUGACGUGGAGAAGAAAGUGGUUGAACAAGAACUAAAUGAACUCCAAGCCGAGGGAGCAACAGAGGAUGAAAUUAAAUUGGCCAUGAAAGAUUUGGGACUUAAAAGAGCAAAGAUGUACGGAUGGCCGAACACAUACGUAUUCACCAAGGCAAUGGGAGAGAUGCUUGUAGAUGACUCGAAAGGAAAUCUGUCGGUAGUCACCAUUCGCCCCGCCAUCGUAACCAGUACUUUCAAAGAACCAUUCCCGGGCUGGGCUGAAGGUAUAAGAACAAUUGAUAGCCUAGCUGUUGGCUAUGGUAAAGGGAGAUUAAAUUGUUUUCUGGGAGACCUCAACGCAAUUGUUGAUGCGAUACCGGCUGAUAUGGUGGUGAAUGCCAUAAUUGUAGCUAUGGCGGCUCAUGGAAAUAAACAAACUGGCAAUGUCAUUUACCAAGUGGGUUCCUCCUUAAGAAACCCUCUGAGAUACCGAAAUCUUCAGGAUUACGGCUACCGUUAUUUUACGAAGAAACCAUGGAUUAAUAAAGAUGGAAAGCCAGUCAAAGUUGGCAAGGUUAACGUCAUGAACAGCAUGGCCAGCUUUCACAGAUACAUGGCCAUUCAUUACAUUCUACCACUCAAGGGGCUAGAAUUGGUAAAUACAGCCUUCUGCCAGUACUUUAAGGGUAUGCAUAAUGAGCUCGAUCGGAAGAUCAAAUUUGUGAUGAGAUUGGCGGAACUUUACCGGCCAUACCUGUUCUUCAAUGGCAUAUUCGACGAUAAAAACACUGUGAAGUUGCUUACAGCAGCCAGAGAUGCUAGUUCGGUAGAGACAGACAUAUUUUAUUUUGAUUCCAAAUGCAUAGAUUGGGACGAUUACUUCAUGAAUACUCAUAUUCCUGGAAUUGUGAAAUAUGUAUUCAAAUGAAAGCCAAAAGUAAUACAGAACUGGCGAUGGCACCUCAGAAUGUUCAGGUGGCCUCUAUCAAAAUGUAUCCCAUCUAUUAUUAUCUAUACUUUUUUUUUCUUAUAGUUACAUUAAUUAUGAUCAACCCUUGUUGGGAUUAAUGUCCCCAUGUUUGUGAGGGUCAAAUUGAAAAGAAGUAUUUAUAUAUUCUUCCAUUUGCUGUUA